Messenger RNA from Mustela lutreola (European mink), 2157 nucleotides. It is a transcript of the gene LDHD, whose product is annotated as lactate dehydrogenase D. The transcript is spliced from 11 exons. Bases 65 to 1525 code for a protein of 486 amino acids. Lineage: Eukaryota; Metazoa; Chordata; Mammalia; Carnivora; Mustelidae. Gene Ontology annotation, cellular component: mitochondrion. Gene Ontology annotation, biological process: lactate catabolic process. The record is from RefSeq and is a predicted model, not a curated record. Gene Ontology annotation, molecular function: D-lactate dehydrogenase (NAD+) activity; FAD binding; D-lactate dehydrogenase (cytochrome) activity.
CAGCCAUUGGGCUGGGGCAGCAACCUGGCCACCUUGCACACGCCCCUUGGGCUGCUGCCCCACAAUGGCCAGUUUGCUCCGGGCUGCUGCGAACCCCUGGGGGCUGUUCCCCUGGAGGGGCUACUGCUCCAGGGGGACGAAGGGCGAGCUCAGCAAAGACUUUGUGGAGGCUCUGAAGGCAGUUGUGGGGAGCCCUCAUGUGUCCACUACUGCUGCUGACCGAGAGCAGCACGGGCACGAUGAGUCCAUGCACAGGUGCCGACCUCCAGGCGCUGUGGUGUGGCCCCAGAAUGUGGAACAGGUCAGCCAGCUGGCCGCCCUGUGCUACAGCCAAGGAGUGCCCAUCGUCCCAUUUGGCACUGGCACGGGGCUUGAGGGUGGAGUCUGUGCCAUGCAGGGCGGCGUCUGCAUCAACCUGACACGCAUGGACCAAAUCCUGAGGGUAAACCCACAGGACUUCUCUGUGGUGGUGGAGCCCGGCGUCACCCGCAAAACGCUCAACACCUACCUGCGGGACAGUGGCCUCUGGUUUCCUGUGGACCCGGGCGCGGACGCCUCCCUCGGGGGCAUGGUGGCCACCGCGGCCUCCGGCACCAAUGCUGUGCGGUAUGGCACGAUGCGGGACAACGUGCUGAACCUGGAGGUGGUGCUGCCCGGGGGCCGGCUGCUUCACACCGCGGGCCUGGGCCGGCACUUCCGGAAGAGUGCAGCAGGCUACAACCUCACAGGGCUCUUCGUGGGCUCUGAGGGGACACUGGGACUCAUCACGGCUGCCACCCUGCGCCUGCACCCCGCCCCUGAGGCCACGGUGGCCGCCACCUGCGCAUUUCCCAGUGUCCAGGCUGCUGUGGAUGCCACCGUUCACAUCCUCCAGGCUGCAGUGCCCGUGGCCCGCAUUGAGUUUCUGGAUGAAGUCAUGAUGGACGCCUGCAACAGGCACAGCCAGCUGAACUCCUUCGUGGCACCCACACUCUUCCUUGAGUUCCACGGGUCUGAGCGGGCACUGGCCGAGCAGAUAGAGCGGGCAGAGGAGAUCACCCAGCACAACGGAGCCUCCCACUUCUCCUGGGCCAAGGGGGCCCAGGAGCGCAGCCGGCUCUGGGCGGCGCGGCACAACGCCUGGUACGCCGCUCUGGCCCUGCGGCCAGGCUGCAAGGGCUAUUCCACCGACGUGUGUGUGCCCAUCUCCCGGCUGCCGGAGAUCCUGGUGCAGACCAAGGAGGACCUGAAGGCGUCAGGACUCACAGGAUGCAUUGUUGGACAUGUGGGCGAUGGCAAUUUCCAUUGUAUUCUGCUGGUGGACCCAGAGGACACCGAGGAGCUCCGCAGGGUCAGGGACUUUGGAAAACAGCUGGGCAGGCGGGCACUGGCACUCCACGGGACGUGUACUGGGGAACAUGGCAUUGGUCUGGGCAAGCGGCAGCUGCUACAGGAGGAGGUGGGCGUCGUGGGCAUGGAGAUCAUGCGGCAGCUGAAGGCCAUGCUGGAUCCCCGAGGCCUCAUGAACCCAGGCAAGGUGCUGUGAGGGUCUCCAAGUACUUGGCCUACAAGCCCCCAGACAGUGGAACCUCCUGUUCUGGAACCUUCCUUCUUGUCACAAAACAGUUCUGUCUUGGCCCAGAUCUGCAGGUAUCCUUGCUUGCCUUCCCCUUGGUCCAGCCCUCCCUGCUGCUGAGGGCUGGGGGCAAGGCCUCAGGGACUUAGCUCCCUCAGCCCUACUCUACCUGUCUGGUGUGGGGACAGGAAUAGGCCUUUCCUGGUGUAGGUGUCCUUGGGCCCCUGAAAUAAACCAGAACCCCAUUUGCAGCAGUUUGGAGAUAAGCAGACAGUACCUGUGAAUGGCCUCCUGUGCCUGUCCUCACCACCUCCGUCGGGUUCUCUAACCUUUGUCCUUGUCCCUCGUCCCUCCUCCCCUGUCUGUCCUCUGACUUAUCGCAGCCUGGGAGGGAGGGAAUGGUGCUUAGGCUACAGAAAGUCACUUUCAGGGACGAAAGUCCCUGUCACAACUGCUGCUCAUGAGAACAGAGAGCCUGAGGAUUUGCCCAUGGCUGACGCCCCUCACAACUGGCCUGGACUGGGCCCGAGAACAUUCUGAACAUGUUCUUCAAAUGGCUGCUGCCAAUCAAUGGAAAAGGAAGUGAAAUUUUUGUCCUCGUA